AUGGUGUCUAAACUAAAUAGAAAAGUAGAAGGAGAUACGCUACGGUGGUUUUCUCUAGGAAUUUGGGGAUUUUCGAUAGUAUAUAAUAUUGCAAUAUUGUUAGUAACAAAAAACCAGAGGCAAUUGGGUGUGACGGUGACAUGGUUAUAUUGCAAGUGCGCAGAUUUAAAUGAAAAAUGGUAUGUCGAUUAUGUUUACCUGGCAAUAAUUUCUGUGGCAACUCUGAUAAAUCUUAUCUUCGGUGUUCACUCGACUUACAUCCUCUAUGUUCGUUGGAGUAAUUUCAAGAAUCAACCAAAUCGUCACACUGCUAUCAAUCUAGGUCAUGCCGUUCGCGUAGCCAUCUACAUAAAUACUCUACUCGCAUUGUUGCUAACGUAUUUCCUGUCGGAUCUUCUUACUCCCAAGAACAUAUCACAGACAGGAGCUGAUGAUACAAUUUACGUCGGAGAUUUUGCAUCGGCAUUAAGCGGUACACUCCUGUUCCUGAUAUUUGGAACCACACGCUCGGCCACAAUGUUUCUCCCUUGCUGUUACUAUUCUCAAUCACACCUUUACCUUCCUAACCAUGAGAAUGGAAUAGAUUCGAAUACUAUGAAAUCCAAUGUGCACAUGAAGGUUGAUAUCUGUAAGGAAUGUAAAGAAGAAAUCGCAGAGAGGGAUUUAUUCAAAGUGAAAGAAGACAGUGUUGAAUCAAGUACCAUGACGCAUAAUCGUGUGGACAGAGAUUGGUUAAUGAGUAAGAGUAAGAAAAUUAAUAGUGUUAUGAGCGUAACAAAUACGGAUUCCGUGAGCAAUACAAAAUCGAUAGGCAAGAAUAUUAUAACCAUCGAGAGGGAAGACGUAAAUAAAAACGAUAAGGAUUGA
Acaulospora morrowiae is the source of this 867-nucleotide messenger RNA. NCBI's taxonomy places the organism in Eukaryota, Fungi, Glomeromycota, Glomeromycetes, Diversisporales, Acaulosporaceae. The record is from the annotation of a GenBank genome assembly.